AUGACAGCUCAGAAGGUGACACUGACCAUUCCCUGGUGUAGAGCAAAGUAAAACUACAGGCAAAGAGAAUCUACCACACAAAGACUAUGUGCAAACCAUGCCUCGACGCCAGCAAGACUCGCGAUGCACAGAAAGUGGAGGAGUUCAUAACUACGCUUGAGAAAUCUCUCCCCCAGCCUCUCUAUUGGAAAAGUCCAAGAAAGAUUGAAUUACUUCAGGGAUGCAGUCAAUGGAUCAGCCAUGCCAAACUUCGGCAAGAAGAAAAACAAAUCUGCAGACUGUUCGAGGGGCAUAUAGAGACAAUAACUGCAGCAAUAGAAGAAAAGAGAAAAUGGUUAACUGGAUAAAAUACCUGCCCAAGUGAACAAAAUCUACAGGUUCUACAGGCAGCACGUAGUAACGUGCAAACGAUGCAACAGACGCUGUGCAAAUGAAUACUGGCCUGAACUCUGUGCUAGUAUUCAUUCUGCUGUUGAGACAUAUUAUUAAGGCCAUAUCUACGAUGAAAUCAAGCAGGCACUCGGUAGCUCUCAGAAAAAAAAAACAGCCCCCUUAAAUUUUGCUACGGGCGAGAUAAUCCAGGACCGAGCGCAACAGAUGGAGCGCUGGGUAGAACAUUACUCUGAGCUGUCUGCCAGAGAGAAUAUGGUGUCUUUGGAAGCACUGAACGCCACAGAUUGCUUACUCUGGAUAAUGAACCUACUAAAGUGGAGCUGA
Porites lobata is the source of this 717-nucleotide messenger RNA. The record is from the annotation of a GenBank genome assembly. NCBI's taxonomy places the organism in Eukaryota, Metazoa, Cnidaria, Anthozoa, Scleractinia, Poritidae.